Closterium sp. Yama58-4 is the source of this 2904-nucleotide messenger RNA. NCBI's taxonomy places the organism in Eukaryota, Viridiplantae, Streptophyta, Zygnematophyceae, Desmidiales, Closteriaceae. The record is from the annotation of a GenBank genome assembly.
AUGGAUUUCCAGGAGCUGGAGGCGGCGGAGGGGCUGCGUUUCUCGUGGAACGUGUGGCCCUCGUCGCGCCUCGAGGCGGCGCGCUGCGUCGUGCCCUUCGGCGCGGUCUUCACGCCGCUCGCGGAAAUCGCGGAUCUGCAGGUCGUUCCGCAUCCGCCGCUGCUCUGCAAGGCGUGCGGCGCCGCGCUCAACCCUUACUGCGCGCUGCACUGCGGCACCCGCUCGUGGGCGUGCGCGCUGUGCCAGCAGAGGAACCUCUUCCCGCCCAACUACAGGGAUGUGAGCGAGACCAACCUGCCCAUGGAGCUCUCGCCCAGCCUCAGUACCAUCGAGUUCCUCCUGCCGCACGCCGCCACUCCCCAGCCCGCGUUCCUCUUUGUGCUGGACACGUGUGUAUCCCCUGAUGAGCUACACCACGCCAAGGCAGCCCUUCUACAGCUGCUGCCACUGCUACCAGUCACCUGCCCAGUGGGCCUCAUCACAGUGGGCGCACAGGUGGCCGUGCACGAACUCUCUCACUCCCUCCCUCACUCCCUUCCUCACUCGCUCCCUCACUCUCAAGCCGGCCCGCUGUCGUCUCGUGUGGUGCUGCUACCGGGGGACAAGGACCUGCCUCCCAGCAAGAUAAAGCACCUCCUGGGGUUGGGGUUGCCUCUGCCUCACUCGCUGUCUACACCAUCCAACACCACACCCAGCAGCAGCAGCAACCACAUCAAAGGGGCUCCUCCCACUGGCAAGCUGUCCUCUCCCAAGGGCCCUCUCUCGCCGCGAUCCUCUUCCUCCUCCCAGUCCUCAUCCUCCCACGUGUCACCACCAUCGUUGUCCACGUCAGCAGAGCCUGUGUCCUCGUCGCCGCCCCCGCCGUCACUGGUACUGGGCGGCAGAGGGGCGGCAGAUGGGCGGUACCUGGUGUCUCUGGUGGAGGGAGAGGGCGUGCUGAGGGGCGUCAUAGCAGCACUACAGCCGGACUCACAGCCAGUGGUGCCAGGGGUCAGACCCCACCGAGCCGUAGGCGCAGCUUUAGGAGCCGCCGUGGCUGUGAUGGAGGCUCGGGGAGAGCAGGGGUCGGCAGAGGAGGGGGGGAGCGCGGAACACGGGUCAGGGCGGGCAGCAUGGGAGAAGAGGGGAGCAGCAGAGGCGUGGGGAGGAGGGGCAGCAGAGGCAGGAGGAGGGAGGGCGAGGAGGGAAGGCGAUGGGACAGGGAAGGGAGGGGAGGGGACAAGGAAGGGAGGGGAGAGGGCAGGAGGGGGAGGGGAGAGGGCGCUGCAGUCGGGAGGGCAGGUGGUGGUGCUGCUGGGAGGGCCGGGCACAGUGGGGCCAGGCAUGGUGGUGGGUACAGACAUGGCCGACUGCCUCCGCACACACUCGGACAUUCUCCUGGACAACACUGCCUACUACCACCGUGCCACGAGAUUCUAUACGCAGUUGGGCGAGCGAGCAGCAGAGGUAUCAGCGGCCAUAGACGUGUUUGCAUGCGCGGCGGACCAAGUGGGAGUGGCGGAAAUGAGGGGCGCCAUCGAGGCGACAAGUGGCACGCUCGUAUUGGCCGACUCGUUUGAGUCAGACAUCUUUGUCAAAUCGCUGUGCAAGCUGUUCCAACGGUCCCAUGAGGGCCCUCUGUUAACUGCCACAGACGGGGUAGUGGAGGUGAAGCUCCCGAAGGAGAUAAAGGGCCCUCUGCUAGCCGCCACAGACGGGGUAGUGGAGGUGAAGCUUCCCAAGGAGAUAAAGGUGAUGGGGGCGGUGGGGGCGUGUGGCAACCUGUGGCGCAAGGCGGAGAGCGUGAGCGAGCACGAGGUGGGGCAGGGCGGCACCGCUGCCUGGCGCCUCUGCUCCCUCUCCCCCCGCUCCUCCUCCCUCGCCUUCUUCUUUGAGAUUGCGCCCCCGAGAGCCCACCAGAUUCCACUGGGCUCGUUUGCGCUGUUCCAGUUCCUCACCACGUAUCGCCAUGGCGAUGGUACCAGGAGGGUGCGUGUGGCCACAGCAGCCAGGCGAUGGGUGCACAUGGGGGGGGAGGGGGGCACUGGCGCGGAUUCACAGGCUGUUGGGGUGGGUGUGGCGGAAGGGGAUGGGGAGCUGGUGGUGGGGGGCGUGCCGGGGGGAAGGGCAGCUGCAGCACUGGCGGAAGUGGUGAUGGGGUUCGACCAAGAGGCUGCUGCUGCUCUCGUGGCCAAGCUAGCUGCCUUCAAGGCAGAGUCAGAGGACAUGAGUGACGUGCUGCGCUGGCUGGACCGCAUGCUCAUCCGCUUUGGAGCCAAGUUCGGGCAGUACAGCCGGGGGGACCCCUCCUCCUUCCACCUCGCCUCCGCCUUCUCCCUCUUCCCCCAGUUCAUGUUCCACCUCCGCCGCUCCAGCUUCCUCCAGGUGUUCAACCACAGCCCUGACGAGACGGCUUUCUUCCGCCUCAUGCUUACUAGAGAAGCUGUUGCCAACUCCCUUCUCAUGGUUCAGCCCGCCCUGAUCGCCUACACCUUCGAAGCGCCGCCACAUGCUGUGCUGCUGGACGUGUCGUCGCUGCAGCCCGACUGUGUGCUGCUGUACGAUGGCUUCUUCCACAUUGUCGUGCUGCACGGCUCCACCAUUGUGCACUGGAAGCACCAAGGCUUCCACCUCGACCCUGCACACGCCGCCUUCAGAAAACUUCUGGAGCUGCCGAUGGAAGAUGCGUUGGCUUUGGCCAGCGAGAGAAUGCCUGAGCCCAGAAUCAUGGAGUGUGAACAAGGAAGCAGUCAGUCUAGAUUUCUGACUUCCAGGCUCAACCCAUCCGCAACGCAUGCAAGCUCGUCCAUCCCUUCAUCUCCAUCGUUUGUAGAGGCGGCAAAGCAUUCGCAGCAGUACAUUUUCACAGAUGACGUUAGCCUAGAGACCUUUUCACAACACUUGCAGCGCCUUGCUGUUCAAUGA